Ophidiomyces ophidiicola is the source of this 4344-nucleotide messenger RNA. RefSeq lists its product as uncharacterized. The record is from RefSeq and is a predicted model, not a curated record. NCBI's taxonomy places the organism in Eukaryota, Fungi, Ascomycota, Eurotiomycetes, Onygenales, Onygenaceae. Bases 1 to 4344 code for a protein of 1447 amino acids. The transcript is spliced from 6 exons.
AUGGCAUCAAGUAGCGACUCCGUCGCUGUCAAGCCACUAGAUGGCAACAUUCUCCAGCUCAUCCAAGACCUUCGACAUACCAUCCAGGCGACGCAGAAGGACGGAAUGUUAAUGAUCGAUGUUGAAACUAUCCAUUCUUUCACUCGCUUUUCCAAUUCCCUUAAUCCUACCUACCUUUCAGAAUUGGUAUCUUUGUUCGACGACGAAAAUCAUGGGAAUUGCUCUAGACUUGAUGUUGCAUCUUUUUAUUGCAUGUGUCAUAUCCUUCUCAGGUCAAGACCAUGCAUCGCAAGGGAUAGAGGAUUUUAUCUAUUUCUUGAAUCUUUAAGAGAGCUGACAAAGAUGGUCCACGAAGGAAUCAACCCCAACCUUGCGGCUUCUGCUCGUAAGAGAAAAGUAAUUCUGGGAGAAAAGUCUAUCCGUGGGCUGUUCGGAUCAUUCGUUACCCAGUAUCCGACAUUGGCACGAAGAUGGGUGAGAGCUAUGACCAAUAUCUUUGCCUAUGCCCUACUGACCGAAAUAGAACACCUCGGCGGCCUGAUUCUGAGCGACACAGACUGUGUAUUGAAAUUGAUAUCCGGGCUAAUCAUCCAGCAACUGCUGCUGGCCGGGCCCGAGCCUUGUGCAUUCUGGCCUCUGGAUGCCGAUUCCAAAUUUACUUCGUGGCUUACGCCGAAUGCCGCAAUAGACGCUUACUGGAUGAAUAAUUUUGUCAAGCUACUUGUGUUGGUUGACUUAAGCAAACGUCAUCGGUUCCCUAAGACGAUGAUAAGGUGCCUGCGUUCGCUGACGAUACCAGGGUUCGAUCUCAAUUCAAAGAACACUCCAAUUGCAAUGGUAAUUGAAAACAAUCACCUUACCUUUGUUGCUGUCAGCAGUGAACGAGUCCAAAUUAUAGAUGUCCCUAUUAAUUUUGUUCGAGGUGUGAUGUUUUCCAAUCUAGGUCUAUCAGCGCUGCAAGUAGACCUGGUUGAGGAUACUUGCUACUUUGCAAACGGCUUGGCUAUAAAGGCAGAGUCUUUAGAGGCUACAUUUACAACUUCUCAAGUCGCUAAUGAGGUGUUAAAGACACUAAACCAGCGACCUAGCAAAUUGGCGUAUGACAGCAAUGAUCUCACUGCCUAUAUACCAGGACAGAAGGAAGUAAAUGCGAAAAGGACCCUCAAAAAUCGUGGCCAUGCAAUAUCGGCCGCGAUAGACCUCACCGAAGAUGAAGGAAACAUUGCGUCUCCACAGGGCCUCAUGCAGCCACCUUCAGGUCGGAAAAACAACAUAUACACCAAACGAGUAUCGUCAUCAGCAGCAAUCGAAAUUUCUCUACUAUCUGACAGCUCUACAGAGCAUGAUGACAGUCCUCAAAGAAAAAAAACUGUCGAGAAGGCGGGGCAGAAAGGCGAGAAUCUUGAAAGUGGAUAUGCCUCAAUGAGCCCGCAAAAGGCAGCUUUGAACAAGCCAAACAGCGACAAAAUGCCAACUCAAGUACAACUGACUAGUCUGGAUUUGGUACAUGAUAGAGAUACACCGGCGCAAGGCAGUCCACGAGAGACGUGGUCCCAAUGCGGCUCUGCUGAGGGGGCGGGACGGAUACCCGAUUCGGCAACAUGCGAGGUUGACCUAGUGCAACGUCAGUCUGCCAGCCCACAGGCUACCUCGCCUGAAAAUUCCGAACAUGACCACCAAAUAAGCAGCGAAGUAGUGGCACCAGUACCUGCGAACUCUGAUUAUGAGAUAGCUGGACACCAACAGGAAAACACAAGGGCUACAGAGACUACUGCCACGAUGGAACUAGUCCCCCAGCCGAAACCACCCGAUAGUAUUCCUGGAAUCAAAGAACAGGACACGAAAUCUCCAAAUCUCAACACUUCGCGGCUCAAGCGUCCUAAUCAUAGAAUCAGUGGCCAGCUCGGUAAGAGAGACGAUGUCGAUUGGGAUCAAGAUCUUCGUGUGGAGGACAAAGCUCCGGAGACUGCUGUCAAAGCUAAAAGGCAGAAAAAAACGCCAUUGGCCAUGGAUUCAGCCAAGAUUCAGAGGCAGCGGAAAAGCGCUUUGUCCACUAGAGUAAAAAAAACUGUUGUACGAAUGUUAUCUCUGAGCCCCAGGCCUCCUCAGGCGGAGUCUGCGCCGCCAAAGCAAAAAGCAAACCCCCAAGUAACGAAAACACUUGCUGCGAAUCGGCAACCUAGAGCAGCGGCUGAAUUGGCAACUAAAAAGCUGGCAGCCGCUAGGCAAGAAGACCUACUAUUCGCGUAUGACGAUCCAAUAGAAUCGAGUACGCCAGCUAUUGCAGCAGUGGAAGGUGAUAACUCUGGCAGAGGAGACAGAAAUAUAAUCGAAUCCCCGGUGCAAAAGGCCGCGGAACUAAAGUCUCAAGCCAGCGAUGACGGCGCCAACAAUAUCACAUUGAGGCAUGUAAGCCCCUUUCCCGGGUUUAGGAUGCCGUCGCUGCAGUCCGGUGAAGCAGAUAUAUCUCACGGCGAUAAGAUAGAUAUAUGCUUAACGCUGUCCAAACAGCAAAGUCUGCUGGCGCAAACCCGGAAACGCAAGUCCCCAACGCCACUGGACAAUGCAAAGGCAAGACAGGACUCACCUGCAUCCAAGCGCACGAAGCCAGCAGAAUUCGGCGCCGAGGCAAAGCGAAAUUGGGGAGGAAAGCUCAUGGCAACGCUCGAAGAUGCCGGUAUAUGCCCUGCGGAAGGAGAGCAACCCGGAAACUCAAGUGUUCAGGAGGAAAAGGCGGCUCCACAGAUACUCCAACCCAAGACAGAUAUGAGCCUAAACAUUGCAGCAAGAUCCCAAAUUUCAAGAAAUGUUUCCUGGUUUAUCGCGCAGCAGAACGCAAAAGGGCAAAGAGUAGACGCAGCCGCUGUUGGGGUUUCCCAACCUUCACACCCGGAAGAAAGUGCCGGGAUAACAGCUGAUACUGGAGAAGUAGAGCCAGAGAAAAUAGAUGUUGACCCUAUUGGUUUUUCUUCGGAGGGGGUUUCGACACCACCCGAUGAAGAUGAACAACAUCUUGCUGCAGAACCAACAGUUAAAAACACAUGUCAAAUAACGGGGAAUCAAUAUCGAUCAUAUCAUCAUGAGCAGGAAAUGGGUGUUGGAGCUGAUAAACCAGUAAAUAGACGAUUAACAUGGGGUAGAAAGGUACAACAAGGUGUAAGAUUCAAUACAAAUUCGCAUGGCAGUGAUUCCAGAAGUAGCCUUGAAGGUUCGCAUUUGGAACACCGGGUCGAACUGGACAAUUCCCCGCUUAAUCCCAUUAUUCUUGAGAGUAGUGAUGAUAGCAGCCCAGACGAAAAUGGGGACGACUCCGAUGCUUCUAUUUGCAUUCUAUCCAGAAACAAUUUUCUGGCAAAAUGUGACGCGAAGGGUUUAUCCAAUUCGCAGAGCCAGACAGUCAAUGAGAAAGGAAGUCCUCAGCCAAAACUAUUCUUAAGAACCAAGAAGAUCGAGGGCAUGCAUUAUGAGUGUUUAGACCAAAAAGGAGUCGAAUAUGCGACAGGAUUCAAGGUAGUCAAAACUCCUAUGGAAGACACUGAUAUAGAGAUAAACGACAACAUGAAUCCAGCUUCUAGGUUCAAUAAUUCGGUCAAAUACCUCAACCACUGUCCUAAAAACGAGGCACUUGAAGAACAGCAGAAGGGUGCUGGAGCUCCGGGUUUUCAGCUUCAUGGAACUUCGAUGACCAUUAAGCAGCACGGAAUUAAGUUGCUCGAUGAGCCAGAAAGCCGGGCAAGCUUACAAGGCGCGAGUCCGAAGGGCCACGGGCAGGGUCUGCAUUUUCCUGAAACAAAACAACAGGAAAUUCAAAGUAGUCGAAACUGUCUACCAACUGACCGCCACGUUUCGGAAGAAGAGAAAGUGGCUUCACAACCAGAGAAAGAAGCGGACGUCGGCGAAGGAGUCAUAUCUUCGGCGGCCUCGUCGGAGCCCAAUUCUGCGUCUCUCGCCAUGGAAUGGCAAAAAGCAAUGCGAGGUUCACAGAGAACUACGCUCGAUAUGUUGCUGGAUACGAGCAAUAUGCUGAUGCGACAUUUACUGGACGAGGAGAGCGCCAUUGCAAAUGUAGUUGACCAGUACGCAAAGGGAGGAAAGCGGAUCAUUGAUCAAUUGGAGGAGACGCAUCAGAAAAUUUGGGCAGAAUCCGCGUCACAGCUUCAGCUGGCACAACAGGGUUCAUCUGAUGUCUGCCGGAUCGUGCUGCGUCUAUUGGGCGAUGAACAACGCGCAGUUCGUGAUCUUCCGUCAAUAGCAAACCUGGCCGCGGCAUACGAGAAAAAAGGAAAACAAUUACUGCAUCGUGUCGACGAGGCAGCGAAGGAGUGCGAGCAGGAGGAGCUGUGA